AUGGCCGACUCGAAGCGAGUAACGGUUGAUGAAGAGAAGCUGCCCGAUGAGGAGAGGGCGCCCAAAAUCGAGAUACCAGAGCUGACAUGGUGGAGAGAUCCGGGCCUGCGAAAACUCUACUGCAUGAUGCCCAUCUUGUUCCUCGGAUCGACCAUCAACGGCUAUGACGGUAGUCUCUUGAACGGGUUGCAGACUAUGGAUCCAUGGCAAGAAUACUUUGAUCAUCCGACAUCGGCCAGGCUGGGUCUAUUCACCGCUAUCCAGAACAUCGGUUCAUUCGUUGCCCUUUUCUUCUCUUCGUAUGCGGCAGACAUGCUGGGCCGCAAGAUCGGCGUCGUCAUCGGCUUGAUCGUCCUCCUGGUCGGCACCGUCAUUCAGGUCGUACCCUCUGUCAACUCUGGCAUGUUCAUCGGUGGCCGUUUUCUGGUCGGCUUCGGCUCGAACCUUUCACAAGGGUCUGCCCCUCUGCUUGUCAUGGAGCUCGCUUACCCCACCCACCGCGGCAAGCUCACCACAAUGUACAACACUCUAUGGUAUGUCGGCUCGAUUGUGGCAGCUUGGACUGUGUACGGCACGGUCAAAUACACCAGCGAUGCUGCGUGGAGGAUCCCCGUCGGCGUACAGGCCGCCAUGCCUGUCAUGCAGCUCAUUGGGAUAUGGUUCCUGCCCGAAAGUCCGCGUUGGCUAUGCGCCAAGGACAGGACCAGCGAGGCAUUCGAGGUGUUGUCGAAGUACCACGCCAACGGCGACACGCACUCCGUCUUCAUCGAGCAAGAGCUCUCCGAGAUCCAAGAAACGAUCCGGCUCGAGCAGCAAAGCGCCCAAAACGGCUGGGCGGACCUGGUGCGCACGCCGGGCAACCGCAAGCGGGUGCUGCUCAUCCUCCUCACCGCCUUCUUCUCGCAGUGCUCGGGCAACGGGCUCGUGUCGUACUACAUCCACGACAUCCUCACCAGCGUCGGCGUGCGCGACGCCGGCGACCAGUCCGUCAUCAACGGCGGCCUGCAGGUCUGGUCCUUCCUCGUCGCCGUCGGCUUCUCCGUGCUGCUGGUCGACCGCCUCGGCCGCCGCACGCUGUUCAUGACCGCAGCCGUGGGCAUGCUGGUGACGUUUUCCGUCUGGACCGCCUGCUCCGCCGUCUACGCCGAAACGUCCGGCACCAACACCUCGGCCGGCCGCGCCGUCAUCGCCAUGAUCUUCCUCUUCUACACCGCCGCCGGCUUCGCCUGGCCCGGCCUCACCGUCGCCUACUGCGCCGAGAUCCUGCCCUUCCCCAUCCGCGCCCGGGGCCUCGCCCUCGCCAUGGCCGCCACCGCCGCCUCGUCCGUCUUGAAUCAGUACGUCAACCCCGUCGGCCUCGCCGCCUGGCGCUGGCGCUUCUACCUCGUUUAUGUUGUUGUCCUGUUGUUUGAGUGCGUCGCCGUGUGGGGCUUGUAUGUCGAGACGGGGGGGUCGAGGACGCUGGAGGGGGUGGCGGGGUUGUUUGAUGGGGUGGAGGCGGGGGGUAAGGGGGCGGGGAAGCGGGAGGAGCGGGAGGGGAAGCGGGAGGAGGGGAAAGAGGGGAGGGGUGGGGUGGAGCAUGUGGAGGAGGCGGUGGAGGGGAAGGUGGAGGGGGGACAGUAA
Diplodia corticola is the source of this 1623-nucleotide messenger RNA. Its product is annotated as hexose transporter protein. Gene Ontology annotation, molecular function: carbohydrate:proton symporter activity. Gene Ontology annotation, cellular component: membrane. Gene Ontology annotation, biological process: carbohydrate transport; transmembrane transport. The record is from RefSeq and is a predicted model, not a curated record. The transcript has 8 exons. Bases 1 to 1623 code for a protein of 540 amino acids. NCBI's taxonomy places the organism in Eukaryota, Fungi, Ascomycota, Dothideomycetes, Botryosphaeriales, Botryosphaeriaceae.